Molecule: messenger RNA, 547 nt
Organism: Sphaerulina musiva SO2202
Lineage: Eukaryota; Fungi; Ascomycota; Dothideomycetes; Mycosphaerellales; Mycosphaerellaceae
Exons: 3
Coding region: 46-246 (66 amino acids)
Source: RefSeq, a predicted model, not a curated record
CGCUGCGAUUCUGGUUAUAGAUCCAGCUUGAGGAAGAGGCACGUGAUGCUUGAGCAGCGCCAAUACGUCCUCGCGCGAGUGGGUGGUGAGCAUUUGGGUCAGCCGACCUGCCAUGUGAUGCUGAAUGUUUCGGACGAGAACAGGGUGUACAUGUUUGAUGUCCAGAACGGCCAAUGGAAGCUUGACCAUCAGCCUGUCCUGCUCGUCGUCGUUGGGACGAUGUCGCUUGCGGCUGUGUCCCGAUGACGCUAGCUGCGGCGGUGGCAGGAGCUGGGGCCUGUUGGUCUCGCCGACGCGUUGCGAAGGUCUCGCGGCUGGAUUAAUGGGGCAGUGGACUGCGAUGUGGCCGAAGUUCCCACAUUGUUCGCAGUGGUGCAGUGGAGAUUGGCACGGGUAUGGGAGAUGCCAGCGGUCGCAAUUUGCACAGACCAUAAAGUACUUCUGUGCUAUUCCUACAUUUCCACGACCAUCCGUCGUGCCCAACGGGCAGAAGUUGGUGUUGUGUCCCAAUUGAUGGCAGUGAUCGCAUCGACGCACCGGGAUCGCG